Aspergillus japonicus CBS 114.51 is the source of this 2172-nucleotide messenger RNA. Its product is annotated as Zn(II)2Cys6 transcription factor. Gene Ontology annotation, molecular function: DNA binding; DNA-binding transcription factor activity, RNA polymerase II-specific; zinc ion binding. The transcript has 7 exons. Bases 1 to 2172 code for a protein of 723 amino acids. The record is from RefSeq and is a predicted model, not a curated record. Lineage: Eukaryota; Fungi; Ascomycota; Eurotiomycetes; Eurotiales; Aspergillaceae. Gene Ontology annotation, biological process: regulation of DNA-templated transcription; DNA-templated transcription.
AUGGAGGUCCCGCGGCGAACGGGCCGUCAAAAACGACCGCGGGUGCCGGAAUCUGCGCGGAAAAGAGCAGCUCAAGCAUGUGUCCCUUGUCGGUAUCACAAAGAAAAAUGCGGGGGAGGCGUGCCGUGCGCGCGCUGCCGUCAGUACAAUCGCUCAUGUCGAUUUGAAACGGCCGCAACGCAGCGGCUGGGCAGAGACACCAACGACAAUGUUACCAGGUCUGCAUCUUCUACGACACAAGACAGGGAAGCUGUUAUGAUCAAGAUAAUCAAACAUUUCAUCGGCGAUGUGGCGACUGACACGGCGAGUUUGCGAGGUAUUGCCGAUGGGCUUGAAAAGCGAAGUCCGGACCACAACAUUCAGAUAAUUUCUGGGACGACAGAACCAGAGCCAGAGAUUUAUUCUCUUGAGCCGCUAUCGAGCAGCGCCAUGCACUAUUAUGGGGAGCUAUCUCAUUGGAACUUUUCGCAAACGCUUCUACGUAGGUUGCGAAGUUUGGGCAGCGGGACGGAACAAACCCAUGGAAUAGAUCAAGUGCGCGGAGUACAUCGUGCGACUGAGCUACAAUCACCUACAUCAGUGGUCUCUUCUGCUAUGGUUUACUUCCCACCAAGGGAUAUCGGAGAGUUCCUCAUCGAGACAUUCCUUCAAUUUGCCCAAACCAAUUACUUCUACUUCGACGAGAGAACGCUGAGACAGAAGAUGGACUAUUACUAUUCCCACGAGCAUGCGCCAACUAUACACGACGCCGGAUGGAUAUGUACCCUUCUCAUGACAUUUGCCAUAGGAACCCAAUUUGCCUACAUGCAGACAAAGCCGACACCGAUGAGCCCUCACCUUUCCCAGAAGAUUCCAGACGAUCGUGCUGGGUUAGAGCUAUAUCGAUUCUCUUGUCGACUGAUUCCUGACCUGAUCACCGUGGCAUCGGUUGAGACGGUGCAGGCCUUCUUGCUACUGGGUAGCUACACGGUGCCGAUCGACACAUCUGGCCUGGCUUACACGUAUUAUGGACUUGCUACUAAGAUGGCGAUUCAGAAUGGCAUGCAUAGGGAUAGCUCCCAUCUCUCGCUUGACCCUGAUACUCUCGAGUGGCGGAAUCGUCUGUGGUGGUCCGCCUACUCACUCGAAAGCAUCCUACAUGGACGACCAGUAUCUGUCUCUCGUCUCGAAGUCGAUGCGCAGUUUCCGACCGACCAAGCCUUACCCCUCCCGACCGGAAGAGCUUCAAACCUAGAGAACGUGAACGCAAACAUUUUCUUAACGGGCCAGUUGAGCAAGGUAUCCCAAACCAUUAUGCGCCUACGGGGCUGUCCACGCUUUCAGCAAAAGGGCCACCUUCAAGAGCUGAUGGUGAUCCGGUCUAAUCUCAGCAAGUGGUGGUCAACCCUUCCGGCCGAAGUCCACUGCCGAGAUCUGACCCCAACUGGACCUCUGUUCCGCUGCAAUGUUCACCUGGAGCUGAGCUAUGAUACCGUGAUAAUAUACAUGGGCCGUCCAUUCAUCUUCGCACCAAAGCCAAGUCACCCGUUGCCAUCAGGUUCUAGCAGUGAGAGUCCCAUUAACACGCUUUCUGGCGACUGCCUCGACGCUGCGAUCCGAAUCAUCGAUCUCUGCCAGCUUCUGCAUGACUCGGUCGGGAUUGCCCGCGUCUCAUAUACAGAAUUCAGCUCCUGCCGCGCGGCACUCCUUGCAUUGAUAGCGCAUAGCCUAAACCAACAGACAGACCGAGUCCUGAACAGCCUGUCUCAAGGUAUGAUCCUUAUUCGACAAAUGUGCGUGGGUGUUGAAUCCGCCCGAUCGGAUGUGGCCGCUAUCGAAGCAUUAGAACUGGCUCGUCAGCGGCUGCAGCGGCAGGGGGAUCGCAAGGAACAAUGGAGGCACGAUGCACACUCAGGAUAUAGUCAGUUCCAGCGAUGGGCACAGCUUUGGCAGCCUGAUAGUCUCACCUCGCACUCAAUGCCGACUCCAGGGCCUGGCUCUUUGGCCGAUCUCCCCGAGAAUUUAACACCGCCCUCCUUCGAUGGGUUCUUUGCCUCCUUGCCGCAAGAGCUGGACUCUUUUGCGACCAUCACGGGCUCAGAUCAGCUGUUCUUGGAUGAUAGUUGGCUUGGAGAGAUAGGCAGUUCUAUCUUGCCUGAGGAAGGCAAUAUUCCUCUCGGUCAAGGGCUGUGA